Molecule: messenger RNA, 3136 nt
Organism: Hirundo rustica (Barn swallow)
Lineage: Eukaryota; Metazoa; Chordata; Aves; Passeriformes; Hirundinidae
Product: nucleoside diphosphate kinase A-like
Exons: 5
Coding region: 421-882 (153 amino acids)
Biological process (GO): UTP biosynthetic process; GTP biosynthetic process; CTP biosynthetic process
Molecular function (GO): nucleoside diphosphate kinase activity
Source: RefSeq, a predicted model, not a curated record
CAGCACCCCCGCUCUAAGGGAAGAGGCACUGGGUGGGUGCCAAUGUUACCCGGGCGGGGAAUCUGAGACAGGGAUCGAUCCCGAAUCCCCCCCGCGGGAACUGGGCUGGAGGCGGCAACGGCGCUCUCUGCGUGCGGUAGGCCGCGCUGUCGCCGUGGCAACCGCUGUGCAGGGGGAGCACAACUAAACCGGGCGGGGACCUGCGGUGACAUGGCUUGACAGAGCCAGCGGCGCAGGACACGGGCUGCCAGAGCCACCAGGGAGCCAGCGGCUGUGAGACACCCGGGGAGCAGAGGGGACUACGGGCUGCGAGACCCACCGAGGCCACCAGCGGGGGACACAGUUUGCCACAGCCACCGGGCCACCAGCGGGGGACAAGGCUUCAAGGUUUGCCAGAGCCACCGGGUCACCAGCGGGACCAUGGCAACCAUUGACGAGCGCACCUUCAUCGCCAUCAAGCCCGAUGGGGUCCAGAGGGGGCUGGUGGGGGAGAUCAUCAAACGCUUCGAGAAGAAAGGAUUCAAACUGGUAGCCAUGAAAUUAAUACAUGCCUCUGAGGACCUUCUGAGGGAACAUUACAUCGACCUCAAGGACAGGCCAUUCUAUGAUGGCCUGGUGCAGUACAUGCACUCAGGACCUGUCGUAGCCAUGGUGUGGGAAGGUCUUAAUGUGAUUAAGACUGGAAGAAUGAUGCUGGGGGAGACCAAUCCAUUCGAUUCCAAGCCUGGCACUAUUCGUGGGGACUUCUGCAUCCAAGUUGGAAGGAACAUCAUUCAUGGUAGUGAUUCCACGGAAAGUGCUGAGACAGAGAUCAAUUUAUGGUUCACUCCUGAAGAACUGGUUGAUUACAGAAGCUGUGCUCAUGAGUGGAUCUAUGAUUAACACCCAGCCUGGAUCUUCUGAUAUCCCCAUGUCCAUGAGCUGUUACAUGUGGUUGUGGGUUGGAGACAGAAAUUAUGACUCGAGUCCUUCUGAUCAUAAGAAAAACAGCCUGUUUUAUUGUUCAGAACCUUCUUAUAUAGAGUUCAAAACUCCCAGAUCUAGACAGCUGAUUGGUCUGGGUCUUAACACCACCCAGCUCCCUGGCCAAGGAUACAUCUGCAUGUAGGUUUCAAAGGCAUAGGUUGAGAUCUCUGAGUUCAAAUCCCUUCUAUCAUUGCUCACCCAGGGACUUGUUUUAUUUCUAGGAUGGUCGAGUUUGGGGGGCAGCUUCAGACAGCUGCACGGUGACAAUGCACUCUGAGAAUGAGUAUCCUUUUGGUUAUAUUAAAAAAUGUAAAAGUGUUCUUUGUUAUCUUCUACAGGCGCCUUGCAGUUAGGAUGACAAAGACAACAUGAUGACACAGAUAAUAAAUCUAGUUUGAAUAAAACUUUCUACUCAACUCGACAAGUCUAGUUCCCUUAGCUAGUGAUAUAUCUCAUGUAUCAUUGGAGUUGUGACAUUCACAUUUGGGAGGUAUUAAAGGGAAUUACUAGAAAUACAAGUUUUUUAAGAGGCAUGUUGCAGGCUCAUACUUGGAAGUUGCAAUUUUUUCAACUUAACACUAUAAAUAAUAACAAUUCAACUUAAAACAAUUUCAAUUAAAAAACCCACAUCCUUUUGCCACUGAUGUCUCUGAAAUGUUUGAGUCUUGGAGUCUGAGUAAGAGCGGUGGGCAGAUUGCCUUACCAUUGACAAUCUUCUGCUUCUAGCAAGCUGUUGGCUUGCUAGGUUAUGUUGUGAAUUGAUUGAAAAACAUGAGAAAAACAUGAGAAAAACAUGAGAACAUGAGGGCAUCAAGACUUUUGAGGGGGUACACAUCCACCCUACACUUUCUCCCCUUUUAUAACUGCCUAUAUGCCCUUACCAUCACCCAGGGUCUGCUAUCAUGACCAAUCUCCCUUUUCAAAAUCAGUACUUGAAAAGCCUCUUCCAGAUGAGGCCUUCAUGUUGUGUUAUGGGGAAAGAGCUUCAGCUUCUGAAAAGCCAAAUCAGGUAGUCAAAGUAACUUGCUUUCAUUUUUAGCACAGAAACACCUGGGCUUGAUGGCAUACCUCUCCCACCAGUGAAGGGCACAGCUUGGCCAGAGCUGAGACCUAGAUUGGGCGGACUUCCCUAUCAUAUCCUUAAAAGAAGUCUUUCAGUAAUGACUCAUGGAACAGCUGGCUUUGUUAUCUAUUCUUAACUCAACAAACCCAUUAUAUAUAAACAACUUCCAACUAAACUACAACUAUGCACACACUGUAACUUCUUUUGAAGCACCAUUUACUUCUUUGUCACAAACAAACUAAUUCGAACAUACCAAGGAAACAUCUCUCUGUCUCAGCUAGGUAAAAUAUUUACAGUUUUAGAUGACCGAGAACAAACCCUAAUUUGGAUUCUGAAAUCCCCUAACUGAAAUAGUAGGAUUUUUGGAAGAGGAAAGUAAAUACCUUUGUUCAAAAUGACCCUAUAAUAUUGGCUUUUGCAUUUGUGUAUUAGUCUUUAUAUGUGGUUAUUGAUUUUAAGUGUAGCAUAAUUUAUAAUCCCUUUUAGCUGCUUGCUAAUAUAACCUAAUUUCUCAUUUUAAGUAUGCACCAUAUAGCUCAUGGAAAUAGUAGUGUGCUUACUAUAUUAUGUUGAUGUAUACACCUUAUAGCUUAUAGAACUAAUAAUGUGAUGAAUGUAUUGUACUGUAGGCCUUAGCAAAAUAUAAAAUGUUAAAAUACUUCUAUGUAACUGAGAGAACUGUAUAAAGCGAUUAAAUUGUUUCCCACAUCUGCUGACUGACCUCUCCAACUGAUAAGAGUGGCAUAAACCAGAACACCAAGGAGAAUUACAGAAGAAUUUUGUUAACUACUCGUUAUCAGGGAAGUCUGAAACAACAGGAUGAAGCCACAAGAAGGAAUAAAAUAUAUUGACCUGAUCUGCAGGAUGUCAUGUAGAUAAGUCAGAGUGGAAAACCCAAAGAAAGAAAAAUUUCUACAACAUCAAAAGCUACCAAGAAUAUUUGAAUAAUGCACGAAACUUAUGAAUAUGUAUGUACCUUAGUAAAGCAUAUACAGUAUAUAGAUAACACUGUCUUAAUGUAUCGGUGUGUUCAUAUGCUGAUAGUCAGGAACACCCCAGCACUGGACAUUGUCCUUUUUUGCUUCCUUAUUAAACUUUUGAAAAAUA